Lizanozyma spartinae is the source of this 1074-nucleotide messenger RNA. RefSeq lists its product as uncharacterized. The coding region runs from base 1 to 1074 and encodes 357 amino acids. The record is from RefSeq and is a predicted model, not a curated record. NCBI's taxonomy places the organism in Eukaryota, Fungi, Ascomycota, Pichiomycetes, Serinales, Debaryomycetaceae. The transcript has a single exon.
AUGUCUAGUGAUAUCAUUACCCAAGUUACACCGGAAUCUGCCUAUGCUGGAGUUGUAGGUAACUCCUCGGUCGAAGGAAGCAUUGAUUAUAACACCAAGAUCCAUUUACGUCUUCGGACGCAAGACUUUACGAUCACCAGAGAUGAGUUGAUGAGCUUGCCUGAAAGCAUCUUGUUAGGGUUGUUCCCUAAUGGAGUCUUUUUAGAUACAGAGGGAAGAAUAAUCUCCAAUUUAAGCGAAGAGGAUAUUGUAUACGUUGCCUUUGAUCCUGAAUGUUUCCAGUACAUUCUUGCAUCUUUCCGAAGUGCUCAUGGAGAUCUUUUAGAUAUGGCUACCAUCUCACCCGUGACGUCACUGUCUGGGUUUUUAAGUCGUAGUCAACUGGAGAAUGUGUUACAGAAUAAACCAGCUAUCAUAGUGUUACGUGAAGACUUGGAUUUCUAUGUUAUUCCUCCUGUUAGUGGGAUAUCUCCUGAUCAAAUGCGCUAUUUAAAGGUUGAGACCUCCCAAAACCUUUUACAAAAUAAGUUUGUUUUUAGUGGUCUUGGCUACGAUGUUGAAGCUGCUCCUGAUUCAGAUCAAAAGUUGGGUCCUGCUGAACAACACUUGUUUGAGAUGUUGUGUUCUUCUGGGUUUUCUCCAUUAGAGAUCUGGGGGAAUAAAUCAAUAGAACCAAGCAAAUGUGUCAUUCUGUCACUUCUGUUGGUAAGAUUAGGUUCAAAUACAAAUAAUAAUGAGGCUACUCCACCUGAUUCACCAGGGUUAAACCCCGUGGCAUCAACAUCUUCACUUCAAUCUAGAAAAUCCCGUUCUAGAAUAGCCACGCUUGCUUCCAAUGCGUCAAGAGCUGCGUCAAGGUCUCUUUCAAAGUCUAAAAAGAAGGUUGAUCCUAACCAAACCAAAUUAUUAUUGUUCUGGAGGAAACCGGCUCGUAAAUGUUGGUGGUCUCAUCAAAAAACUACUAUUGAACUUGAUAAGAAUGUUUUCCCUGAUGCCAAAGAGAAAACCAUGGAGAUUAAAGUCCAUACAAGAAGAGUAUGGACCUUGGAGCUUUCUGUUAUUGGUGUUCAAUAA